AUGGCGACCUCCAGGGAAAAUGAUAACGCUUCAUUAAGGAAAAGACACCUUCAAGGUGCUUUAACGGACGCAAAAUGUACAGACAAUAGCAAUAGCCGCAAAAAAGAUGCAGCGAACCGUGUCGACGGCACCAAGAAAGAAAAGGUUCACUCCUUAAAAACUGGGACUUUCUGGCUCACGCGUAUUGUGCUCCUGCGCUCGGUUGCCUUUAUUUACUUCGUGGCCUUCAGUGUCGCUUACAACCAGAAUAAACAGCUGAUUGGCGAAAACGGCCUAAUGCCCUGCGAGAGCUACCUCAAUAGCGUCAAGCGCUACGUGGGAGGAAAGAUAGGCAUGGCUGCUUUGGCGUACGCUCCCUCCAUCCUUUGGUUCUUGGACUGGAGCAACAUGGAUGCCAACCUAGAUGGCAUCGCCUUGUUGGGGAUGGCCCUCUCUGGUUUUGUUCUGGUGACAGGAAUGGCAAAUAUGGUGAUCAUGGUGUCCUUGUGGGUGCUCUACCACUCCUUGGUCAAUGUGGGACAGCUGUGGUACUCCUUUGGCUGGGAGAGUCAGCUUUUGGAAACGGGGUUCCUGGCUAUUUUCCUGUGUCCGCUGUGGACUCUGUCCCAAGUGGCUCGCCGUUGUCCCCCCUCCCUCAUCUGCAUCUGGGCUUUCAGGUGGCUUAUAGUGCGAAUCAUGCUUGGAGCCGGCCUGAUUAAAAUCCGAGGAGACAAAUGUUGGAGAGACCUCACCUGCAUGGAUUAUCACUAUGAGACCCAACCUGUUCCAAACCCCAUGGCUUACUACAUGCAUCGCUCCCCUUGGUGGUUCCAUCGCUUCGAGACUCUGUCCAACCACUUUAUCGAACUGAUAGUCCCCUUUUUCACCUUCCUGGGCAGGCGAAUGUGCAUUGUCAAUGGCGCGCUCCAGAUCCUGUUUCAGACGGCUCUGAUUGUGAGUGGGAACCUCAGUUUCCUCAACUGGUUGACCAUUGUUCCCAGUUUGGCCUGUUUUGACGACGCGUCACUGGGAUUCUUGUUUCGGUCUGGAAGUGGAGCCAAGAAAACAGUAGUGAAGAUUCAACACGAGGAAAAAAGUGGGCGGAUCCCAGAACCCACUAGAGGAAUGCGGAUUCGUAAAGUGGUCAAUGUGUCAUUGGGCGUUCUGAUCGGCUGUCUCAGUGUUCCGGUGCUCUUGAACCUAUUCAGUCCCAGACAGGUGAUGAAUACCUCAUUUGACCCACUGCGCAUCGUAAACACCUAUGGGGCCUUUGGCAGUAUUACCAAGGAGCGCACAGAGGUGAUUUUCCAAGGCACUCUUAGUGAGGAUCCCAAAGACCCAAAGGCCGUUUGGGAGGAAUAUCAGUUCCUUUGUAAGCCGGGAGAUCCGUAUCGACGGCCGUGUCUCAUUUCCCCGUACCAUUACCGUCUGGAUUGGCUCAUGUGGUUCGCAGCCUUUCAGACAUAUGAGCAAAGUGAGUGGGUCAUUCACAUUGCAGGACGUCUGUUAGCUAAUGAUAGCACAGUCCUGUCGCUGAUGGACCACAACCCCUUCGAGGACAGAGGCAGCCCCAAGUGGGUUCGAGGGGAACAUUACAGAUAUAAGUUCAGCCAACCGGGCAGCGCCAGUGCAGCUGAGGGUAAGUGGUGGCUGAGAAAACGCAUCGGCGCCUACUUCCCUGCCGUGAACCUGGAAGCACUCAAGGGGUAUUUCCAGUCCCGAGACUGGCCCCACCCACAUAUACCAACACAGAAGCAUUGA
Nerophis lumbriciformis (worm pipefish) is the source of this 1740-nucleotide messenger RNA. Lineage: Eukaryota; Metazoa; Chordata; Actinopteri; Syngnathiformes; Syngnathidae. The record is from RefSeq and is a predicted model, not a curated record.